Molecule: messenger RNA, 2184 nt
Organism: Hansenula ciferrii
Lineage: Eukaryota; Fungi; Ascomycota; Saccharomycetes; Phaffomycetales; Wickerhamomycetaceae
Exons: 1
Coding region: 1-2184 (727 amino acids)
Source: RefSeq, a predicted model, not a curated record
AUGAGUUCACCAGGUGACUAUUUUAAACGAAUUCAAGAGGAUUAUCAAAAAGUUAAACGUCAAUUAAGUCAUAAACCAAUGACAGUUGUUCAGGCUCAUGAGUAUUUUGAAAGGCACAAAGAGUCAAUUGUCACAAAUUUCUCUGUUGAAAUUAGAAAACCAUUAAUUGACAUUAGGUUUUGGAAAAUCUUUGAUAUUAAAGCUGGUGGUGAAGAAUCAAUAAUCAUUAAUCAAAGUUUGAUUUAUGUCUUGUGUCUUUAUAUUACAAAUAUUGAACGUUAUAAUGAAACUGUUUCUCAAACCCCAUCUAAGGUUACAUUGCUAUUGAACUUGAAAGAUACUUGUCCUCAUUUUUUUAAAAUUUUGUACAUUUUCCCAAGUGCUUUAGUUGUAAAUAAAGAAAUUGGUGGUGAUGGUCAAGUUGAUCGUGAUGAUGAUUCCAGUAUUUUCGAUGAUGUUGAAUCACAAGAUGAAGAGGACUUCAUCUCUUAUAAUCUUGGUGAGGUUAUUCCCAAAUUAAUACAAAUAAGACCUCCUGAAGAAGUUAAUGAUCCAAUAAAUUAUGAAUGUGGUAAUGAUCAUGAAUUCAAGUAUAAAUGCCACAAAUUUAAUAAAAAUCAUCUGGUUGAAUCAAUAACUUAUAUCAAUAACAAAAUGUGUUAUUUAUUAUCUAAGAAAUCAUUACAAAGCUUGUUGUUUUUCUAUGGAAGAUUAUUUCCACCUUUGUUUGUUGGCGGGUAUUCAAAUUUCAUGGAUAAAGAUCAAAGAUAUGAGAAUAUCUUCUUUGAUCCUAUUAUUCGUUUAUUCCAAUUUGCAGUAGAAGAAUAUAAGAAUGAUAAGAUGGAUUCUAAUAACGUAUUAAAUGUUUCACACUCUGGUGAUAACCGUAUGAUGUUAACGAAGUCCAAGCACUAUUAUAAUGAUAAUGAUAAUAAUAAUAAUAAUAAUAAUAAAGAUGAUGAUGAUGACGAUGAUGACGAUGAUGAUGAUGAUGAUGAUGAUGAUGAUGAUGAUGAUGUCGGUGUAUGCAAAUAUGAAGAAAUAUGGGCACAAAAUGAUGAAAAUUAUAAAAACUGUUUAUUCCAUAUAAGAAUAUUACACCUGAUUGACAGUUUUUUUUUCGAUAAUGCCAGGGAACUGCCUGGUUUAAAGAAAUUUAUUGAAAGAUCUGAAAUUUUCAAUAGAACUGUUGAAUAUUUAAAAGUAUUAUGCUCUUACUACAAACCUCCACUGUACAUAAUAAUCACGGAUGAGGAAUAUUCGUUAUUCAUUAAAUUUGAAAAUCAGAAUAUCAACAGUAAAACCAAUCUUAUUGACUCAGAUUCUGAACCAAUAACACCAGUUUCAAGCGAUGAUGAAAGAACUAAUCCUUCAGUGCAAAGUGAUUUAGAAAUUUUAAUGUGUAAGGAUAAAUUUUUUAAGAAUAAACACCUUGUUGAAAAGAAUUAUAAUAAGAUUAAUAUCAUUGAAUCAAGAUUGAUGAACUCAAUUUUUCUGGAAAGGUUAUUGAAAUCAAAUGAUGACGAAUCCGUUUUUUAUAAACAAAAUCCAUUUUGUGAAAGUUUUAAAGAAGAAUUUGUACCUGGUAUUGAAUUAGGUGGAUUGGAAAUAAAAUCAAGUUUUGAUAUAUCAUUUCUGACCAGACAUUGUUACAAUAAACAUUCCUCUACCUGUGAAAUCUAUGAUGAUAUUGAUCCUUUAGAACUUAAAGCUGUCAUGACCACCAGAGACUCAGCUUUUAAUGAAGAGCUUGAUUCCUUCAUUUUAGAUCCUGAACAUCAUGAAUCCAUGGUGCUGAAGUGUUAUAUACCAGAUAAAGCAAUUGAGAAUCUUCCUGGAUAUCAGAACAAAGCACGCGAAUUUCUUGAACUUCAAAGAAAUGUAAGUCAAGAGAUUGAAAUACGUUCCAAGAUUCGUCUUUACAUUAAAAAUAACAUGGAUAAUAUUGAUAAAGUUGCAAGAAAUGAAGAACACUGGUCAUCAACUCAUAAUUUUGAUAAUUUUGUCAAUUUUGGUGCUUUGAAAGAGAAUAAUAAGACUGCUGGUAUAUUUUUGACUUUUAAGAAAUCUGAGAGCUCACCGGAUGACCAUGGAUUUAGUUCAGACGUCAACUUUUGGAAUGUGUGUAAAAAUAUCAUUGGUGAUGAAUUCAAAACUAUUGUGGAGACUAUUCAACUUGAUUAG